AUGGACUCUGACGAUGAAGUACUUACCCUUUCUGCUUCCACUUUAGCAGCUCUUCAAGAAUUCAAGAAGGAAGAAAGUGAAAGAGUAGAACAGUUCACUAAAUUAUCCCAAAGUGCUCAGGAAGAAUACGACGAAAAUCAGAGGCAAAUAUCAAUUGAUUUAUUUCAAGAAGAUUGGCAAUUGUCUCAGUUUUGGUACGUUGAUAAAACAGCAGAAAUAUUAGGACGUGCAUUAUUAGAAGGUGCUGAUGAAGAUACAGUCAUAGCUAUUGCAAGUGCACCAUCGGUGUACGCUGCAAUUAGGAAAUUCCCAAAAGAAGAAAUUCCAACUAAACAUAUCUACCUCUUCGAAUAUGACAAAAGAUUUGAAGUAUUAGCUGGGAAGGAUCAUUUUUAUUAUUAUGACUACAACUUCCCCAAUGACAUACCAGAAAUUUUAAGACAUAAAGUUGAUAGAUUAUUAAUCGACCCACCAUUUUUGGAAGAAGUUUGUCAAGCAAACUCUGCAAAGGCAGCAUUCAAUUUAUUGAAAAAGGACAAAACUUCAUUAACCAAGAAAGGUGACUUAAAGUAUAAGAUUAUGUCAUGUACUGGAGAGAGAAUGAAGCAUGUUAUCAGACAUAAUUAUCCAGAGACCAGAAUGACCGAUUUCUAUCCAGAGCAUUCAAAUUUGAUGAAUGAGUUUAGAUGUUACGCAUCGUUUGAGUGGUCAGGAUGGAAAUUCUUACCAGAAAGUGCACAAGGAGAUGCUUGA
Messenger RNA from Dujonia railenensis, 753 nucleotides. The record is from the annotation of a GenBank genome assembly. NCBI's taxonomy places the organism in Eukaryota, Fungi, Ascomycota, Pichiomycetes, Serinales, Debaryomycetaceae.